Hansenula anomala is the source of this 579-nucleotide messenger RNA. It is a transcript of the gene COQ10, whose product is annotated as ubiquinone-binding protein COQ10. Gene Ontology annotation, cellular component: mitochondrion. NCBI's taxonomy places the organism in Eukaryota, Fungi, Ascomycota, Saccharomycetes, Phaffomycetales, Wickerhamomycetaceae. The record is from RefSeq and is a predicted model, not a curated record. Bases 1 to 579 code for a protein of 192 amino acids. Gene Ontology annotation, molecular function: ubiquinone binding. The transcript is spliced from 2 exons. Gene Ontology annotation, biological process: ubiquinone biosynthetic process; cellular respiration.
AUGCUCGUGAUACGGAGGAGUCAGGUGAAAGCUGCUUAUGGAAUUAGAGCUUUCCACUCUUCAAAACCAGGGAAGUUCAGCCUUCUGAAAUCCCUCGAGAAAUCUGAUGGUGAACAAUCUUUUGUUGUUAAAAGAGUAUUGAAUCAUCCACCUGAACUGUUUUAUGAUGUUGUCUCCGAUGUGUCACAAUAUUCCAAGUUUGUUCCAUAUUGCACACGUUCAUUUAUAAAUGCAAGAGAUCAAGCUCUACAACCCACAGAAGCUGGUUUAAGAGUUGGUUGGAAAUCAUUUGAUGAAGAAUUUGUCUGUAAUUUACAAUGUGACCCAAAGAAAGUUGUCAUUGCUGAAUCUGUCACACAUUCGUUAUUUGAGCAUCUUUACACCAAAUGGACAAUUACACCAAAUGCCAGAAAGAACUCUUGUGACAUGGAAUUGUUAUUGAAAUUCAACUUCAAGAGUGCACUAUACAACAGAGUGAGCUCGUUAUUCGCUGAAAGUGUUAGUGAAUUGGUUAUUAAGGCAUUUGAUAAACGAGCUGCACAACUGAGACGAGAAAUGAUGAAACAAGAAAGAGCAUGA